Messenger RNA from Anopheles maculipalpis, 1532 nucleotides. RefSeq names its product proton-coupled amino acid transporter-like protein CG1139. Gene Ontology annotation, cellular component: vacuolar membrane. The transcript has 5 exons. Lineage: Eukaryota; Metazoa; Arthropoda; Insecta; Diptera; Culicidae. The record is from RefSeq and is a predicted model, not a curated record. Gene Ontology annotation, biological process: amino acid transmembrane transport. The coding region runs from base 1 to 1521 and encodes 506 amino acids. Gene Ontology annotation, molecular function: amino acid transmembrane transporter activity.
AUGGAAGACUUUACACCGCUGAUCAAUCUACAGGGUGCUCGCAAGAUGAAAAAUGAACGUGAACCAUUACUGGGCAAUGCAGCCGACGGUGUUAGCAAUGGAUCCGGGCUGGAUCCUGCCGAACAUCAGCGACUGCUGGCCCGUCCCGAUUUACGCAGCUCACCAGAAAACAUGAUCGUCGACGCAUCGAACGAUACGGACAGUUUGAUGGCGAAGGAAGAUCCAACGUACGGUUCAUCGUCGGGUGAGCCAUACGAACCAUCGAUGCACCGCACACUGGAACAUCCUACCACCAAUCUCGACACAAUGAUUCACCUGCUGAAGGGUAACAUCGGUACCGGCAUUCUAGCGAUGCCAGAUGCAUUCAAGCACGCCGGUCUGUACGUCGGGCUGUUCGGGACCCUGUUUAUGGGUGCAAUCUGUACGCACUGUAUGCACAUGCUGGUGAACUGUUCGCAUGAACUUUGCCGACGGUUGCAGGUGCCCUCGUUAAGCUUUGCCGAUGUUUGCCAGCGUGCGUUCGAGUCUGGUCCGAUUGGAUUGCGGCGGUACUCGAAGCUGGCAACGAAUUUGAUCAACAUGUUUCUGGUAAUUACGCAACUUGGAUUCUGUUGCGUGUACUUUGUGUUUGUUGCGGCUAAUCUGAGGGAAGUCAUUGCACAUUAUUUCUUCGAUCUGCACACGCGAGUAUAUCUGCUGCUGCUGCUUAUUCCGAUGGUGCUGCUUAAUUUGGUGAAGAAUCUAAAGUAUCUUACACCGAUCUCGCUAAUCGCGGCGCUACUUACGGUUACGGGACUUUCCUGUACCUUCUACUAUAUGCUGCAAGAUCUGCCCAACACGCAUACAGUCAAGCCAUAUGCCACCUGGGCCCAGCUACCGCUGUAUUUCGGUACAGCGAUCUAUGCGUUUGAAGGAAUUGGAAUGGUACUACCGCUAGAGAACAACAUGAAAACACCGGAAGAUUUUGGUGGCUGGUCGGGUGUACUUAACACCGGCAUGGUAAUUGUUGCCUGCCUCUAUACCGCCGUCGGUUUCUUCGGAUAUCUUAAGUACGGUGAUUCGGUUAAGGGUAGCAUUACGCUUAACCUUCCCGGUGAAGAAUUCAUUGCACAACUCGUUCGCAUCAUGAUGGCACUUGCAAUCUUUUUCUCCUACUCGCUUCAAUUCUUCGUUCCGAUGUCGAUACUGAGUGUGCAUAUCCGGCGAAGGCUGCACACGGAACAGUCGCGACUUAUCGGUGAAUAUCUUACGCGGGUGUCGCUCGUCGUGUUUACCUUCAUACUGGCCGCAAUGAUACCGAACCUUGGGGCUGUUAUUUCACUCGUCGGUGCGGUUAGCAGUUCUACGCUGGCCCUCAUUUUCCCGCCACUGAUUGAAAUCGUUACCUUCUGGCCGGAUCGGUUGGGAAGGCAUUACUGGAUACUGUGGAAGGAUGUGGCUAUUAUGGUGUUUGGUAUAUUGGGCUUUAUCUUCGGCACGUACACCAGUGUGGCACAAAUAUUGAACCCGGAUUUGGUUUAAAAAGGCAGCAC